Messenger RNA from Oryza brachyantha (malo sina), 940 nucleotides. RefSeq names its product U1 small nuclear ribonucleoprotein C-like. NCBI's taxonomy places the organism in Eukaryota, Viridiplantae, Streptophyta, Magnoliopsida, Poales, Poaceae. The coding region runs from base 209 to 697 and encodes 162 amino acids. The record is from RefSeq and is a predicted model, not a curated record. The transcript has a single exon.
UUGCUUUUGCAAGCUCGGCGAUCCGUCACCCAAUUUUCCAUUAACCAAAAGCCGUCGUCCUCGCUUACCAGCUACCAGGAGUAGCUCCAUCGAUCGGUGCGGUGCAAGUGCUAGCAACCUACUGCCGACACCUACUUCUUCUACUCAUCAUACACACUACCAAUCGAGGUGUCCUCCUCUCCUCCCUCGAUCUCACGUACGCAAGCCCAUGUCUACACACUUCUUGGCCGUCGCCGCCCUCGUCGGCGCGAUCACGGCGCUGUACUCGGCCGCCACGGUGGCCGCCGACACGCCCGAUUGUCCCUACCCGUGCCUCCCGCCGCCGACCGCCGGUGGGGUGGUGAACAGCUACCCUCCGCCGCCGCCGGCCGGGACUGCUGCUGCUGGUAGUUCAGGUGGCGGCGGCGGGCUGUUUGGCGGGAGCUACCCGCCGCCGCCGCCGUGGGGGUUCCAGAUGACGCCGCCGGGGGCCUUCGCUCCGCCGUUCGGCGGCGGGUUCCCGACCGGGCCGGUGCCGCCGCCGCCCAACCCGAUCCUGCCGUGGUUCCCGUGGUACUACCAGCACAACAACCCGAUCACGGGGUCGACGACGACGUCGGCGGCGGCGCCGGAGCGGACGUCGACGGGCAUGGCCACGCUGCUGGUGUUGCUCCCGCCGUUCUUGCUUGCUCUUCUUCGUGUGGUGUGGGGUUUCUAAUUUGGUUCUAAUUAAUUUGUCGGUAGCAGUGUUUGUUGGUUACAGUAAUUAAUUAAGGUUGUUCUAUAAGUGUGUAGAACGUGGUUUUGUUAACUGAAAUGAUCCAUGGAGUUCUUCUCACGAGAUUGUUAUUAUUAUGAUGCGAAUUUUCAUAAAUACUGGUCUUUGUUGUUGUUUAUAGGUUUCACAAGUUCAUGGCCUGAAUAGUUUCUAAUUUAAAUUCAUAAACUUCAGCUUGGUAAA